Molecule: messenger RNA, 939 nt
Organism: Seminavis robusta
Lineage: Eukaryota; Bacillariophyta; Bacillariophyceae; Naviculales; Naviculaceae
Source: the annotation of a GenBank genome assembly
AUGAGUGAAGUUUCCCUCGCGUCAGGGCUCAUGGAGUUUGCUCCAGGAGCUAUUGGCGGCUUCUGCAACGUAUUUGUGGGUCAUCCCAUGGACCUGAUCAAAGUACGCCAGCAAUCGGUCCCUAUGGGAGGUGGUGGCGGUGCAAGCGUCUCACGUACAGCCGUGGCGGCUGCGUUGGCCUCCAACACCUCGACUUCCGCCAUGUUUCGAAACAUAAUUGCUCAGGAAGGCAUGAGUGGUCUAUACCGAGGAUUGUCAUCUCCACUCAUUGCCGUCACUCCGGCCUUUGCUGUGAACUUUUGGAGUUUCGAUGUGGCCAAGAACUUUAUAAUAAAGCAACAACAACAGAACGCCAAUUCCAAUGAAGAAGUUCCAGUUCAACUCUCCAUUGCUCAAAUCUCCCUGGCAGGUGCCUUUUCGGGAAUCUGCUUGGGUGGUGUUAUUGGACCCAGUGAGCGGAUCAAGUGCCUUAUGCAAGUCGACAAACAACGCUACAGUGGUUUCUUCGAUUGUGCUAGACAGGUAUACAAGGAAGGUGGACUCGCCAGUGUCUUUCGGGGCACUGGAUCCGCCAUUCUACGAGACGUCCCAGGCAAUGCUGCUUACUUUGGAGCCUACGAAUUGUUCAAGCGACAACUCUGCGUCUGGGAAGAACGAGACACUCCCUCCACUCGGGCCAUUCUCCUUGCCGGUGGCAUGUCUGGGGUGGCCAAUUGGAUUGUCGCCAUUCCCUUUGACACCAUCAAAAGCAGAAUCCAGACCGCCCCAGCUGGACGAUACCGAAACUAUGUUGAUGUCCUUCGUCAAACCAUUCAGCAAGAAGGAUUUCAAGCACUGUUUCGAGGUCUUACACCUGCUCUCCUGAGAGCCUUUCCCGCCAAUGCGGCGUGUCUCUUGGGAGUCGAAUCCGCACGAACCUUCUUUGCUUCCAUUAGAUAA